Aureobasidium musti is the source of this 2211-nucleotide messenger RNA. The record is from the annotation of a GenBank genome assembly. NCBI's taxonomy places the organism in Eukaryota, Fungi, Ascomycota, Dothideomycetes, Dothideales, Saccotheciaceae.
AUGUGGCGCCACUUCUCUUUACUACUACUUCUACUCUGCUUCCGAGCUACUGGGGUGUAUGGUGAUUUAGUCUCCGCCCAAGCAAAGAAUGGCACCAUUCAUCUCCAUUCUGAUGGUACUCAACCCGCUCAUUUUAUCAUUGACCAUGGUCAUGAUGUCAACGGGUUUACUACUUUCCACGUCGUAAGGGCUUCUGGGAAUACCUCUGCCUUUAGUAUUGCGCAUAGCGAGUCAAGAGCACUACUCGACCACUCGCAGGGCGGAGUCAGAUGGCAGAUGCUCACUCUCGCUUCAGCAGGCGACCUUACUCUUUCGGAUGUGGGUAUGAUUCCUUCUUACUAUACGACUAAACCUCAAGGCUUUUUCGAGUGUUCAAAUGCAAACUGGACCAACGUGUGGGACACUGGCGCGCGAACACUAGCAUUGAGCAUGAUCGCUGCUGAAUCCGUCCCGGAGUUUUGGCAGAUACUACCCCAAGGGGCCCUCGUCGAGAGCGCGGCACCUCAGCCUUUUGCUGGUCUACAGGCGCAAUCACUGACUUCUUACGAGAUAGAAUUUGAUGUCAGACCUGUCGUCGGUGGCUUCAGCUUCAAAGUCCUGAGCGAUACACUGGGAGAUGGCAUCUAUAUAUGGCUCGAUAUGACCAACUCUACUGUGCAGGCCUUCAGUGGGACAACAGAGGACGGGACACUCCUCGCGACCGCCAACUUGAACAAGACAAGUUGCUCCAUAGGAUCUUGGCACCACGUCUCUGCUUCCGUCAAUCUCUUGAGCAUAGUCGUCUCUCUCGAUGGCAAACCAGUGCUCUCUUUCUCCCAAGCUUUCAAGUUCUAUGGCUCCUUUGGGAUCGGUGCCGCAAAUGGUCAAUCCGCUAUUUUCACCAACAUGACCGUCACCUCGGCUGGUACUCAAAUCUACGCUUCGCCUUUGACCUCUAAUUCGGUUCUGGAGGAUUUCUUGGUGGGCACCAAUCCUCUUAAUGCCAUUGUCGAUGGCGCACGUCGUGACAGGAUUGCAUACGCAGGUGAUCUGGAUGUUGCUGCUCGGACGGUCGCCACGAGUAGCCAUGCCCUCGAAUAUGUCAACGACACUCUUCGUCUCUUGAGUUCUAAUCAAAUGACCGCGGGAUAUUUCGUACCCACUGUGAAGAUACAACAAUCUCCGAGACAAGGACUUAUCGACAUCAAUCAAACAGGCUUAAUCGGAUAUAGUUUCAAUCUUCUAAGUGCAAUGGGUGAAUACUACAUGGUCUCUGGAGAUGUUGCAGCUGCCAGAGCAUAUGCACCAGCUGCUUCUCGCAUGCUCGAUUGGGCAGCAUCGCAGACUCUGGACAGCGGUCUUUUCAAUCUCACCGAUAUCAGUUUUGGAGGCGACUGGAACUACUAUGACCCCUCUCAGUCAGGCAUAGUUGCGAAGUUCAAUGCGGUUUAUGCGCUUGCUUUACAGGAGGUCAUGCCUAUGCUCGCUGCAGCUGGUAUGAAGAUAUCAGUCUACGACAAGACUCUCAGCAUCCUUCGACAGUCUAUCGAUCGGCAACUCUUCAGUGAUGUGUUGGGUGGGUAUCUUGUCUCGGAAGCUCAACCCCAAGGCAUUGCUCAAGAUGCAAACGCCAUGGCUAUAUUGGCCAAUGUCCCUCAGGGCAACCACACAAGGCUCCAGAUCUCACGCUCCAUGGCUCGACUUCUGUUCGUGGAUCAUGGUGCCCUCCCCUUUNCCAAUGGAACAACCGGUUUCUCAAAACUUAUCAGCCCUUACGCGUCGUCGUAUCAUCUACGUGCUGCGUUCGCUGCACAAGACGCCGAGUCUGCUGCUUAUCUGCUAGACCAUACUUGGGUACCCAUGACACUGCAAAGUAAUGCCAAUUACAGCGGCUGCUUCUGGGAGACUUUGACUCUAGAUGGUGGUCCUGGGUUGGGUGAUGCCACAUCUCUGUGUCAUGCAUGGUCAUCAGGUCCGACCGCAGAGCUGACCAGACACGUACUUGGCAUCCAGGCAGUAGCACCAGCAUACCGUGAGUGGAGUGUUAUGCCCCAGUCUCUUGGCUUGAAGUGGGCUAGAGGAUCCCAACCUACACCUUAUGGCAGUAUCACUGUGGAUUGGCUUUAUGACGACAAUGAGCUCCUCACCAUGAGUGUCUUCUCGCCUUCUGGUACCAAUGGAACCAUUAGUCUGCCCUUGCCGCUCAGGCAGUCAAAUGCUACUGGCACAAUC